Linnemannia hyalina is the source of this 450-nucleotide messenger RNA. The record is from the annotation of a GenBank genome assembly. NCBI's taxonomy places the organism in Eukaryota, Fungi, Mortierellomycota, Mortierellomycetes, Mortierellales, Mortierellaceae.
AUGUUGCGUGCCAUUAACGCAAUGCAGGAUGCAGUAGUACUGGCAAACUGCAUCUACGAGAUGAAAUCGAGUUCGCAUGACGAUAUCAAGGGCGCACUCAAGGAUUACAAAAAGCAGCGCUACGCUCACGCCAAGCAACAAGUCGAGAGUAGUAACACCGCAGGAAAGAUCUUGUACGGCCAGAACUGGUUCGAGAAGUUUAUGCGCAAGGCCGUGUUGGCUUGGUUGCCUAAAUCAUUUGAGAAGAGUAACUUGACCAAGGCGGGAUCCUAUAGACCCCAGGCUUCGUUUAUUCCCCAGGCCCCUGUUCGUGGUACUGUACCUGUCUUGCCCCAGAAGCCGUCCAAGAGGUAUCAAGAGGGGCUGAAGAGACAUCAGCAGGAGAUGAAGGAGGAGGAGGGAGUGAAAGAGGAGAAGGUUGAGCAACAGGCGGAAACCCAGGCUUUUUGA